Molecule: messenger RNA, 2042 nt
Organism: Pomacea canaliculata
Lineage: Eukaryota; Metazoa; Mollusca; Gastropoda; Architaenioglossa; Ampullariidae
Exons: 7
Coding region: 582-2036 (484 amino acids)
Source: RefSeq, a predicted model, not a curated record
UCUUAUCACAGUACAUUGUUCGUUGAUGCCAGCCAUCCCCCUGAAUUCUUCUCCGCGGAUUUAUUUCUCGUGUUUUGAUAUUCCAGUGCUGAAGAGCAUCGCCCUUUACAACAAUCGAUUAUCAACGAUCUAUGUUUACUCUGCUUUCAGCAAACAGAGGGUUUACUCGUCUGGUCAUAUCCUGAGACUGAGACUUGGCAUCACGCAGCCUAAAAGAAAAAAAUGCUGCUGAACUGGCAGAGGACAAACAUGAAAGCGCAAAUUAUUAGAACUUUUUUUGGCGGUUUUUUGGAGGAAAUAGUCUUGAGGCAGUUCUGUAGAGCAGUCCAGUCCCUGGUGUUCAGAGCAUCAUCACACAGUGGAUGCGGUGUUAUGAAUAAUGGGAAGCUGGAGAAUUCUUUUUGCGGAGUCUGUCUUGGUGUUUGUUGUGGUCGCAAGGCAGUGGUCAAACCUGACAGUGUUCAAAGACACCAGGACAUGGCAGGAGGCAGCGGGUAUCUGUCGACUUCUAGGGGCCAGCUUGUCCGGGUGGACAAUGCCAUGAACACCAUGCUGUCACGAGCUUCCACGAAACUUUCCAAAUGGUCCCAGUACACAUCAACAUCAAACAAAAUAUGGCUGGGCUGCACAACACCACCUCCUGCAGUGACAAUGUGACAAACACAGCUGUGGGUGUGGUGCAAGAUGGCUGCCUGGUGUGGGCGGACGGCAGCAGAUGGGACAUGUCAGUGGACUUCGGGAACUGCGUGGCGAUGGCUGCCUCCAGCUCCCACUACUGGGGAAGCGAGUCCUGCGCCACUCCACAUCACUACAUUUGUGAAGUUUUAGCAGGAGACUGUUCAUUUGUCACCGGUGCUGGAGAGUGUUAUGGCUCCUCCACCAACCUCAGCACUACGACGGUCGACUCGUGCAAAUCGACCUGCGACAAGCACGACCUCUGCUGGGGCUUCAAGUUCAACAACCUUGGUCUCUGUCUGAUGUACAACGGCGACGACCCUUUUGCCUGCAGCUUGAUACCAUUGAAAACCAGCACAGUCUAUGUCAAAAACUGUUUUAGCUUAAUGUUCAAAAGCCACACAGGCAUUGUGGCUAGCGACACCUCGCUGAAUGAAGAUUGUGAUCCCAUGACAAAUAAUGGGGACCAGAUGACCACAACAUCCAUUUACUCGGAACAACUUCCAGUAAUUUCCACGACCAUUCCGUCUGAACAUCUGGAAAACAGUCUACAGUCGGACGAAGCAACAUCAACAGCAGCCAUAUCUUUAGCUACUCCUGGUACCCGUAUGUAUGAGUCAGUCACAGCGACAGGCGUGACUGCUGAGCCUGCAGACCGGCUUGACGAUGGGCCGUCGGGUGUAUUGACAAGAGAUCACCUUCCCCUGCAAACUUCCAUGACAACCAAAUGGUCCAUCGUGCUAUCUGACCCAGACACUACUACAACCAGCUUGCAAAGUAAAGAUCAACUGGCAUCGGACAGUGCUGGAGCUGCUAAUCUGGUCCUUGACUCGCCAUUAAACACAGUUGGAAGUGAUGCCAUGGACCACUCCUUACACAGCUUUCUCUCUGUGACGAGUCUUGCGCAGUCUCUGUCUGCGUCUCUUCCGGAAAUGGGAAGUAAACAAACAGGAGAGGCUGAAACUGUUGUCAUCAGUCACCCUUCUAGAAAACAAUCAUCAUCGUCAUCGCCCCUGAAGCCAACAGCAUCAACCAAAUCAUCAUUGAUAAAAGUUCCCCGGAUGAUCAGAAUGUGUCCCUGCGACUGUCGAGUCUCUCGGCACAAUGCCACUGCAUCGAAGGACGAUUACAUGGACCGUCUGGCCGACCUCGCCAUCGAGACCAGCAACCUGUCCUCCACUCGCCGGAAGUUGCACAGUGCGCCGGACUCGCGAGCAUCGGCUAAGGCGAUUGGUUACUUUGGCGUCGCCUUGGUUACCGUCAUUUUCGGACUGCUCGUUAUUCCCGACGUUGUUAACGUUUUGUUCUAUUUAAAGCACUUGGAACAUAAGACCGCUCGCUCAGAGCAGGUCGCCAGAUGAGAUCAU